AUGUCAGGAGUCAAUCGCUAUGGUCAUUAUAGAUCUGAUCAGGGUAAAAGAAAACAAAAUCGAAUUCCUAAUGAUUGGAUGAAUUGCCCUCCUAUAGCUACUUCAGGUAUAGCUAAUUCAUUUGUGGUAUUUAAAACACCAUUAGAUUAUAAAUAUAACAGUACAAUAGCAUUCCAUAAGAGAUUCAAUCCACAAAUGGUAUUUCAACAUAUGUUCUCAUAUCAGAUAUACAUGUUAGCUAUCGCCGGCCUGCUUUACGGUCCGAUUGUGUUACGGUUCAGUAGCUCAUAUUUUCAUCACAUGCGUAAAGCGCAAGUAGAAAGUAUUGGUUUAUGGAUUGAUCUUACAAAUACUACACGUUACUAUGAUAAAUUUGAAAUAGAAAAAAUGGAAUGUGCUUAUGAAAAAAUAGCUUGUGAUGGUCAUGGAGAUUUGCCUCAUCCAAAAUUAAUUAAAUUGUUUGUGAAUAAAUGUUCAAAUUUUCUAAAAAACAAUUUUUCACAGUAUAUUGGUGUUCAUUGUACUCAUGGAUUUAACCGAACAGGAUUUUUUGUAGUUUCUUAUUUAGUGGAAGAACUACAUUAUGAUGUAGCGAGUGCGAUUCGUCAUUUUGCAGCAGCUAGACCUCCUGGUAUUUACAGACAAAACUAUAUAGAUGAGCUUUUUAUACGGUAUGGGCAGUACUCAAAUGAAGCACCAAUCAUGGCUUCAAAACCUCAUUGGAUUUUUUAAUUUUUAAACUUUGUAACCAAUGACACCGCAGAACUGCUUUUGCAAUACUUCCUUGACGCAAAUGUGGUUUUCAUCUACAUUACUCAAAUUUUAACAUUAUGUAUUUGUAUCUAAUAAUGAUAAUAAAAAUAUUGUCUUAUGAAAUAUUGUGAGAUCAAUGUAAAAAUAAAAU
Messenger RNA from Aphis gossypii (cotton aphid), 904 nucleotides. RefSeq names its product mRNA-capping enzyme-like. Lineage: Eukaryota; Metazoa; Arthropoda; Insecta; Hemiptera; Aphididae. The transcript has 7 exons. Gene Ontology annotation, biological process: 7-methylguanosine mRNA capping; dephosphorylation. Gene Ontology annotation, molecular function: protein tyrosine/serine/threonine phosphatase activity; mRNA guanylyltransferase activity. The coding region runs from base 1 to 732 and encodes 243 amino acids. The record is from RefSeq and is a predicted model, not a curated record.